Molecule: messenger RNA, 2206 nt
Organism: Eremomyces bilateralis CBS 781.70
Lineage: Eukaryota; Fungi; Ascomycota; Dothideomycetes; Eremomycetales; Eremomycetaceae
Product: nicotinate phosphoribosyltransferase
Exons: 7
Coding region: 414-1859 (481 amino acids)
Biological process (GO): NAD+ biosynthetic process
Molecular function (GO): nicotinate phosphoribosyltransferase activity
Source: RefSeq, a predicted model, not a curated record
UGAAGAAUUCCUCAAUGUUAGACUAGGGUGGAGCUCUAACCACACCUAAAGAUAGCAGUCGCCUUAAAAGUGGCUGUUAUUCCUCAAUUGAUGACAUGUUUAUUAUGUUACUUACACCAUCAGACUGAGGGGGACUACUGCACAAUACACAAUAUCCUUGUCAGAUGAUACGCAAAUCCCACCAGGGUGACAGCUUCUGAGUUCUGACUGUACGUACCUAUCACCAUUAAUCCACUCCGGGUCACUUAGAAUUUCUGUAACCAUUGCAACUGAUCGCCGGUCAUGGAGCCGGCUUGAUUCUGGAAGUGAAAAUGUUGCUGACAUCGCAUCCGAUAUCGAUCUUGGAGUUGCAAGUUUCUCCCCAAUCCAUCGACUUCUAACCAGCUCUACUACGUCACCCCGAUAUCCGUGGCAUGGCAGGGCAAAACCAACAGGAUGUCCCGGAAGGGGUGUUCUCCAUUUUGGAUACGGAUCUCUAUAAGCUCACGAUGCAAGCAUGCAUCCUGAGGUACUUUCCGGAUAUAGAGGCGACGUACCACCUGACCAAUAGAACCCCGAAUAUGAAAUUGAGCCGCACCGCCGUCCAAUGGUUACAGAAGCAGAUCGAUCGUCUGGCGAACAUCCGUCUCACGCCAGACGAGUUCCAGUUCCUGGGUGCGACGUGCCCGUACCUCAACCAAGCCUAUCUGGCAUAUCUGGAACAGUUCCAGUUCAAACCCAGCGAGCAAGUGUCACUGAAAUUUCACGCGGAGAGUUCCGAGGGCGAUGAAGAGCUCGGUGGCAUCGAGUUAAAAAUCUCGGGGCGCUGGAUCGAAACCAUCCUCUACGAAAUCCCACUCCUCGCACUGGUCAGCGAGGCAUACUUCAAGUUCCGCGACCGCGACUGGAACUAUGAUGGCCAAGUCGAGAAAGCCAAAGAGAAGGGCACGCAGCUGUUAAAAGCCGGGUGCCGAUUCUCGGAAUUCGGAAGCAGGCGGCGGCGGAACUAUCACGCGCAGAAGUUGGUCCUACAGGGCAUGAUCGAGGCGAAGAACGAUGGCGAAAAUAACGGCUGGCCAGGCCAAUUGACCGGGACCAGCAACGUCCACUUCGCCAUGUCGAUGGGACUGCAGCCGGUCGGCACCGUGGCCCACGAAUGGUUCAUGGGAAUCGCGGCGGCGACGAACGACUAUGAGAAUGCCAACGAAAUCGGUCUGCGUUGUUGGAUCAAUACAUUCGGUGAAGGGGUUCUCGCGGUCAUGCUGACGGACACCUUUGGCACACCUGCAUUUCUCAAAGCGUUUCGGAAGAAAAUCCGGCCAGCCGAUAUGUUUGACCAUCGUCUGGCCGGUCUGCCGCAACGCCGUGGGAGUAUGACCGAUGCGCAAGCAUCGGAACUGCACGGUCUAUACGAGCGGAUUGAGCAGAGCACGGCCGGUACCGAGAAGACAUUCGCUCAGGCGUAUACCGGCGUCCGGCAAGACUCGGGAGAUCCAUUGGAGUUCAUUCAGUCGAUGCGAAAAUUCUAUGAUCAGGAAGGGAUUACCGAUCAGAAAAGCAUUGUCUUUUCUGACUCUCUAACCACGGAUCUGUGCCUUAAAUACAAGGCCGCAGCCGAGGCCAGCGGCUUCCAGCCAAGCUUUGGAGUCGGGACAUUCUUCACGAACGACUUCGUGAGCACGACCACCGGGCACAAGUCCACUCCCAUGAACAUUGUCAUCAAGAUAUCUUCGGCCUCGGGCAACCCGGCGAUUAAGAUCAGUGAUAAUAUCGGGAAGAACACGGGGGACAGUGAAACGGUCAAAGAGGUGAAGCGCCGCUUGGGGUAUGUCGAGCAUGAAUGGGUAGGCGGGGACGAGAGCGCUCGAUGGGGGAAGUAGGUGUGGUCCGAGAGAAGCGUUGGGCUCCAUUUUUCAUUGAAUGUUUUAUAUAGACUCUGAGACUGCGACGCAGCAUCGAAGAAGAAGGGUGGCGUAAGAGCGCACCAGACCUUGGAUUGGCAUAUCGACUGCCCAGGACGACUAUUAUAAUGCGUCCAAAGGCCCUAAACGGCAAUUAUGUAUAUGACAAUACAGAUUCUACCCAGGUUCCUCUGUUGGUCGCUGUUGGAAUCCUAAUUAAUUUACUGCAUGAACAGUGUCUUUGGCGUAUCAAAGUGCGUCUCUUGUAAGCACUCCAACAACGUGGCGUAUCUUAUGAUUUUAAGGCGUUCUAUGGAAUACUCAGC